Monomorium pharaonis (pharaoh ant) is the source of this 786-nucleotide messenger RNA. RefSeq names its product probable RNA-binding protein EIF1AD. NCBI's taxonomy places the organism in Eukaryota, Metazoa, Arthropoda, Insecta, Hymenoptera, Formicidae. The transcript is spliced from 3 exons. Gene Ontology annotation, molecular function: RNA binding; translation initiation factor activity. Gene Ontology annotation, cellular component: nucleus. The coding region runs from base 83 to 655 and encodes 190 amino acids. Gene Ontology annotation, biological process: translational initiation. The record is from RefSeq and is a predicted model, not a curated record.
UAACUUCAGUUCAACUGGGUUCUGCCGCGGAGCUAGCGGAGCGCACCGGCACCGCACAUAGCACAGUCUCGAGUAUAUUUUGAUGUUUAUUUUGUCAAAAUACAAUUUUGUCAUUUAUCGAGAUUGCUUUAAAGAAAAUACAUUUUGUUUAGUUCGACGCGGUAAGAUUACAAUGUCGUCUGCAGUAACGAAGCGCAAGUAUGUUUUUCAAGAACUUGACGACAUGAGCCUUCCCAAGGAUUCGCAAAGCAUCGUACGAAUUGUCCAGGCGCGCGGUCAUAAUCUUCAUGAAGUUGUCACACCCACCGGAGAACAGUACAUUGUCUCGAUGCCCACCAAGUUCAGACAAAAUAUCUGGGUGAAGAGAGGAGACUACAUUGUUGUCGAACCAAUCAUGGAAGGCAACAAAGUUAAGGGUGAAAUUGUUAAGAUACUCACAAAGGAUCAUAUAAAAUGGUAUCGUGAACAGAAUUGUUGGCCGCUGGAAUUUGAUGAGGAUCCAAAGAGAAACGGACAUUCAAUAGCGACAAAUUAUGCCACGUGCGAUGACGACGAGCUUUUUGUGAAUACAAAUAGGUGUCCCCCUAAUCAGAAAAAAGAUGACAGCGAAAGUGAUUCAGAUGGAUCUAGUUCUAAUGAAUCUAAUUCUCAUUAGCUCAGGAUCUUCCUUUUUCCUUACAAUAUAUAAAAAUGCAUACAUAAUUUUAUAUAUCUACAAUUUAAAAAACAAGUUUUUUCUAUUAUUAUAGUGUACAUAGUUAAGUAAUAAAAAUAUUUUUCAUAUAA